CAACUCAGAGGUCCUUUCAAUCCAUUGGAGUGUACGUUUAAAGGCGUGAGUCGUCAGACGUCGUUCCGGAAGGUGGGCGUCGACAAGGAUUCCGUGAACUACGUGGUGUUAGAGCCCGACUACCUGUCCAAACACACGCGUAUGUUGGUGUCGGCGAGUAUGGGUUUGCGUCAGAAUAGCGGUAAUAUAACGCUGAGAGACACGACUUUAAUGCCAAACAUACGCGGCUUUCCGGCGUUGAUGUCACUGCUGUUCGCACCGCGCUUUCAGCUGAGGGUCGACAGCGAACAGCGCCAAUACGUGGGCGCCAUUUGUGGGCUUGGCUUUGAUGGGCGCACCCUUAAGGGCUACGACGCCGACUACGACUCCGAGAUUAUCUUUGAUUCGGACAUAUCUCGCGAAGACUUAGUCAAAGUGAAUGUCAUUCGCUAUAAUAUCAGUACACUUCUGGCGAGCCGUCAGUCGCUCCAGGAGUACACUGAGGGCGGGCUGACUAUCAAACAGCGCAAAGUCCGCCGCAAUAUCAUUGAGCUGUUGGACAGACGCCGACGACUCAUCAAUAACUCGAAAUUUCAGCCGACCUUCAAAUGGAUGAAAGUGUCGGACGAGGUUCAGGGUAUCGACAAAACCGAGUUGCAGGCGAACGCCAAUCUGUUGCCAUACUGUCAACAAAUACCACUCCAUCAGUACGACUGGUUUCAGGACGUGGCGAAGAAUCUCGAAGAACUUAAAGGGCUAGAGAACGGCGAUUGCGUGACAUAUGUGUGCAAAUUAUGUGAAGUGAAGGCCUACUCGAAGCCCGAUAUGAUGAGUCACGUGCACUCGGAUGAGCACAGGGAUGGUGUGGACGACUUCGAUAAGAACCUGAAGAUUCACGAACAGGAAACUGCGAAACAGAAGUACUUCCAGAGCCUCGAGGAUGACGGCAUCGAAGAGGACGCAGAAGUCUUUGACAUCGAAUCCGAUUCCGACUAAUCGGCGGUCAAGACUUGGCUUUGGAUUAGUUUUUUAUGCUUUGAUUUUGAUACACUAUUUUUGAUACAUUUCCCCUUAG
Oppiella nova is the source of this 1054-nucleotide messenger RNA. The record is from the annotation of a GenBank genome assembly. Lineage: Eukaryota; Metazoa; Arthropoda; Arachnida; Sarcoptiformes; Oppiidae.